Messenger RNA from Lycium ferocissimum, 1505 nucleotides. RefSeq names its product pyruvate dehydrogenase E1 component subunit alpha, mitochondrial. Gene Ontology annotation, molecular function: pyruvate dehydrogenase (acetyl-transferring) activity. The coding region runs from base 56 to 1231 and encodes 391 amino acids. The record is from RefSeq and is a predicted model, not a curated record. NCBI's taxonomy places the organism in Eukaryota, Viridiplantae, Streptophyta, Magnoliopsida, Solanales, Solanaceae. Gene Ontology annotation, cellular component: intracellular membrane-bounded organelle. The transcript has 9 exons. Gene Ontology annotation, biological process: pyruvate decarboxylation to acetyl-CoA.
CUUUCCCUCUCCAUUUAGCACUCUCUCCAGAUUGACUCAUACAGAUCGAUCUUCAAUGGCUCUAUCAACAACCCGAAGAAUUAACCAUCUAUUGAAGCCUUUAUCGGCGGCAGUGACCGCCACGCGCCGGCUAUCAUCAGAUUCCACCGCCACAAUCACGGUAGAAACAAGUCUGCCAUUCACGAGCCACAACAUAGAUCCUCCUUCACGUUCAAUCGAUACAAGCCCUAAGGAACUCAUGACUUUCUUCACUGACAUGGCUGAGAUGCGUCGUAUGGAGAUUGCUGCUGAUUCCCUCUACAAAGCCAAAUUAAUUCGUGGAUUUUGUCACUUAUACGAUGGACAAGAAGCCGUCGCUGUUGGUAUGGAAGCCGCAAUUACCAGAAAGGACUGUAUCAUUACUGCUUAUAGAGACCAUUGCAUCUUCCUUGGCCGUGGUGGAAAUUUAGUGGAGGCGUUUGCAGAGCUUAUGGGAAGGAAAGAUGGUUGUUCCCGAGGUAAAGGUGGUUCGAUGCAUUUUUACAAGAAGGAGAAUGGAUUUUAUGGAGGUCAUGGUAUUGUUGGUGCUCAGGUUCCUUUAGGGAUUGGAUUGGCAUUUGCACAGAAGUAUUCCAAAGAGGAGCAUGUGACUUUUGCCAUGUAUGGUGAUGGUGCUGCUAAUCAAGGGCAGUUGUUUGAGGCUUUGAAUAUGGCUGCAUUGUGGGAUCUUCCUGCAAUUCUAGUGUGCGAGAACAACCACUAUGGAAUGGGGACAGCAGAAUGGAGGGCUGCAAAGAGUCCAGCUUAUUACAAGAGAGGAGAUUAUGUUCCUGGUCUGAAGGUAGAUGGUAUGGAUGUCUUUGCUGUUAAACAAGCAUGCAAAUUUGCUAAGGAACACGCCCUCAAGAAUGGACCAAUUAUUCUUGAAAUGGACACCUAUAGGUACCAUGGUCACUCUAUGUCUGAUCCUGGAAGUACCUACCGCACUCGUGAUGAGAUUAGUGGUGUUAGACAGGAACGUGACCCUGUUGAAAGAAUCAGGAAACUCAUAUUAGCCCAUGAUAUAGCCACUGAGAAGGAGUUGAAGGAGAUUGAGAAAGAAAAGAGAAAAGUUGUAGAUGAAGCCAUUGCUAAAGCAAAGGAGAGCCCCAUGCCUGACCCUUCUGAGCUCUUUACCAAUGUAUAUGUGAAAGGGUUUGGAGUUGAGGCCUGUGGAGCAGAUAGGAAAGAACUCAGAGCUACACUUCCUUGAGGGCCUUGUUUGCAUUUUUUGGUCGCCUUCUCAUAUGCACACGAGAUAAGGCUAUAGCUACAGCAAAUAAUUGUGAUAGUAAAAUCAUUGGGCCUCGUCAUGCAUAGUAACUGAAAUGAUUUAUCGUAAAUGUAGGAAAUUGCUCUUUGUUGAUGUUUCUUGUCUCUUAACUGUAAACAUAUUUGGCUGGUGUAUUUUUCUUUUUCCUCUAUUCUUCCAUCUAAGAUGGUAAUAAAUUUGAGUAUAGCACCGCUACGAGGUGUUGUCAGCUUGA